Dentiscutata erythropus is the source of this 807-nucleotide messenger RNA. NCBI's taxonomy places the organism in Eukaryota, Fungi, Glomeromycota, Glomeromycetes, Diversisporales, Gigasporaceae. The record is from the annotation of a GenBank genome assembly.
AUGGCGCAUCUUGUCCUUAAAAUUGCUAAUUUAAUAGCAUUCUUUUUUCUUUUGGGUGUUAAUGUCUAUUCUGUUCUCGCUCCAGUUAAAGAUGCUCCUUUAGCCCACAUCACAUAUAUUUCUCCUGCUUAUUUCACUUUUUAUGUCUGGUUUCUUAUUCAUCUUUUGUUAACAGGAUUUGUUAUUUAUCAGUUCUGUAUAAGUGAAGAAGAAAUUAUUAGAGCCAUUAACUGGCAUUUUGUUGGUGUUGCCUUGCUAAAUACCUUAUGGCUUGCUUUAUGGGACGACGAUACACUUUUCCUAGCAUGGAUCGUAGUCCUUAUAUUAGCAUGUCAAGUAACUUACAUUUAUCGCGAAGUACAUUUUGGUUUUGAAUAUGACAAUGUCUUCACCUGGAAGUACUUUUUCAUCCACUUGCCAUUCACUUUAUACCAUGCAUGGAUUGUUGUAGUAGUAGUUCUUACAACCUUUGCCGCUCUCACACCCGAAAAAACUUACUAUGAAGUUACAAGGGAUGACACGACAACUAGUGUUCCUGAUAGCCCAAACAUAAUUGUACAACUUGUCGUUAUUAUAGGAUUACUCUUUCUUGAAAUGACUUCCGUUACUUACAUUGAAUACAAAAGAGAUUACGCGGGUGGAGCAGAUUCAGUGAUUCAUUGGAGUGCACUUAUACUCGCUAUCAUAGCCACCAUUUAUCUUUUUAAACCUUGGGUCGUGGAAAUUUUUGGUGGUGGGAAAAAAGAACGGCAAACGGCGGAUAUAAAUACGAUUUAUCAAUAUUACCACUUAAUUUUAGACUGGUGA